Molecule: messenger RNA, 6205 nt
Organism: Cryptomeria japonica (Japanese cedar)
Lineage: Eukaryota; Viridiplantae; Streptophyta; Pinopsida; Cupressales; Cupressaceae
Exons: 9
Coding region: 2298-5735 (1145 amino acids)
Biological process (GO): phosphorylation; phosphorelay signal transduction system
Molecular function (GO): phosphorelay sensor kinase activity
Source: RefSeq, a predicted model, not a curated record
GUUUGGAGUAAGGCCAGGCGCGGAGGCUUGAUACUGGCAGUUAAAGGCAUCUACAGAUUUCCGGUAAGGCUCAAAAAAUGAAAGAACGCUGACCAAAUUGACAUUAGUCUUUGGUGGCGGGGAGGAAGGACAAUUACAGAAUACAUUCUCCACUUCUUUGCAACACUUCGGAAAUUUGCGCAUUGUGGGCAGUAAAUUAGGAUUCAUUUUGUCAAGGUACCGACACGGAGCUUGCUAACCACCUUAUUUUCACAAAGCUUAGCGGAGACAAGAAAAUUCCAAGACAAGAAAAAGUGCCUGGCAAGUAAAAAUUCUAAAUACAGACGGCAAAAUAUGCACCACCGGACGGCUUUGACAUACAAAAAAUUAUUAGUCCGUCAACAAAUUUUGAAAAAGGUGUUCUCUCUCUCGAAAGUUUGCAAUGAUGCCUGAGAUUUUGGUAAAAAGAUGGGCGGAGAUGCAGGGCCCAUGCUCACGAAAUAGAAUAGGGAUGAUGAGGAGAGAGGGGAUUAAUAGCAGCUUAAGCAAUCUGUCCCAUAGGCUAUUUUUAGCCUUGUGGACGUUAAAAUAUUUUCCUUCUAUAUUUUAUGCACAUAUUCUCCUCCACUCAGACAGUGGAGAAGUUAGGCGUCAUGACAUUCAACGCGUGUAAAUAGCUUCAUCUUCCUUUUUUGAAAAUUUUGAUUUAUAUGAGACGGUUUCCAUUGUUGGGAGCAGGCGUAGGUUUUAUUUGAGAGAUUUUGUAAAUGCCCUUUAACGUAAUUUAUUGUAGUUUGCGGUGGGAGUGUUUUGGUAAUUGCUUUACAGGUUGCACGAUAAGAUAGGGACCUGUGAAAUUUAAUUUAUUCUUUUUCGAUAAUCUUGACGACUGGAAUGUCAUUUUCAAUUAUUUUAGAGAUUCAUUUAAGCGAUUUUUUUGUACAUUAUGAGGUAAGUUGCAGUUCUUGUUGAGAUUUAAACCUUAUGGUGAAGAAAUAAGCAGGUUGCUUGCUGGAUUAUAAACUGUACCUUUUUCGGUUACUGGUAUAUUGAAUUGCAGUAAGGAGGGUUUUGAUGGACAUUCGGAUGAUAGCUAGAGUUUUAAAUGCCAAUUUGGUAACGGCAGAAGGAAUAUGGUGAACACAAACAGAACUUUAAGCGAAAUUGGCGCUAUUUUUGACAUUGUGCGUACCCUGAGAUGAGAUUCUUCUCUUAUAGAUAUCAAUAUACUUGCUUAUCAUUUGAAUUUAAAGAAUUGAGGGGUCAGUUAAUCUAAAUUAUCUGAGAGUAUGGAAUUCUUAUAAUUUAGUGGCAAAUUGAGCUCUAAUAAUUUUAGGCGUGGUCUCUGUGAGAAUUUUUGUGGAGGAAUACAUAAUAAAAUUACUUUAUUCUUGAAAUUAAGUAUUAAGGAGAGAGGAGAACAUUUCCAUUGUGUUGAUUCCUUAAGGCAAUAUUAGUGUUGCUGGUUUGUGGCGAAGGCCCGUCCAUUUCUGUCAUUGGAUCCAACUGCUGAAGGAAGUAUAGCCUUGUUUUUGAUUGAAGAAUUUUAAGGGUGUUGUGGUUAGUCUUCCCAUCUUUGAAUGAAUCAAACUAUGAAACCUGUUUUCAUUAAUGUACAAAGAGCAACACAGUUUCUUUGAGAAAUUAUUGGAGAGCGAGACAUGCCAUCCUUAAAGUGGAAAUAGAGCGAGCACAUGCCUGAACUAAGUAAGAAAGCAUGAGUAGUUGGGAUUGUGGUUUGAAAUUAAAACAUCACUCUGAGAUUAUAGUCUUGCCAACGGAGAUGUCGAGUUCAUGUUGUUGAAUUUCAGUUUUGGAAUACUUUUUAUCAUAUAAUUGUGUGGGAACCUAACAUGAGGAAGCAUAGUUGAUAGCAAAGCAUGCUGAAAACAAGUACUACCUGAUGUAAUAUCUGCUGAAAUUGCCAAAUGAAGAAUUCGAGACCGUUAAUUUCAGAUGAUCAACAAGGCUUUAGUUAACUCAAAUUACUAGAGUUUAUUGUCACACUAUUUUCAAAUCGAUCAAUAUAGCUUUAUUCCAGUUCCUUGAGUUUGUUUCCUUAAUUUCUGUUUUUAUGCACCAUGGUGUUAAAAAAUAGAAUUUUGGUAUGGUUAACUAGAUUAAUGGAUAUACCGUGGGGAGGUCUGUGAACUAUGGUCUUCAAAACUGUGUCAUCAUUUUAAAAUCAUUUUAAGUUUGCACCUCUCAAAAACAAGAUCUUUAUAUGUUACCAUUUCCUAAUGGUGCAGCGGAAUUUACAUCGGCAACGGGUUAUUUGUAUUCAAUGAGUUGCUUAUUGCUGGUAAUGUUAUUGAUCUAUGUUAAAAAUGAUGAUCUAUAAAGGCUGCACUCUUAAGUGGGUAGGAAUCAACUUCCUUGUUGCAUGUAUUUAUUUGUGGACCGGAAAAGUUUCAGACACUCUUUCUAUAGUCAAAUCCUCUGCUUCUCCAAUAUGGGCACCUUCUGGCAUUGUGGUUGCCUUUGUUCUUAUUUUUGGAUACAAAAUCGGGAUUGGGAUAUUCAUUGGGAAUGUGGCAAUCAAUGCCUGGUAUUUUCAAUCGAGUAAGGUUUCUUCGAAUCUCUUGACUUCUUUUGCUUGUGGGUUGUCUGCGUCCUUUGAGGCAGUUAGUUGUGGAUGGUUAAUGAAUCAUCCUCUCCAGUUGACAGGCGGUCGAAUGCACAUAUCUGUUCAGGAAUCAAGAAGAGGAACCGGAACUAUUAGCACUCUACAUGAUGCUCUCUGGCUCUUCCUUGUAGCUCCACUUGUGAGUGCAAUUUCUGGGACAUGUAAUGCUGUUGCUUUGACUGUGUUUGGAUUGUCAAAAUGGAAUAACUUUUUGAUUGUAUGGCCGACCUGGGUUCUGGGUGAUCUGUCUUCUAUUCUUUGCUAUACACCGUGCAUUCUUCACUUAUGUAGUCUCAUACAUCAGACUGCCAUAUGGCUUGGUUAUUGUAAAACCAAAGAAGAAAUGCCCAAUGGUCAUCUUGAUGGUGUGACACAUGAGAGAGAGUAUUCUAAUCAUGAUAUAUGUGUUGGACCAUUAGCUCAGGGAAAACUUCAAGAUGGAACCACUGCUGAUGGCAUCUCUUGCAACAAAUUUACAUCUCCCAAAAAAGGAUGUGAUGAUCCAAGGAAAUUAAUGAAACUAGAGACAGAAUGUGAAUUUGAUGAAGAGAAUCCUCCAGUUAAAGAGUCUUGUUCCUCUGAACUUGAAAGUUCAGUGGCAAAUAUUCCACAUAAUCUAGAAGCAAAUCAUUGGGCGAGCGGAUGUUGGAGGUUUAAUGGGCAUAAGUAUUCCACUGAUUUUGGAGUAUUUGCUUCAGCAGGAGACGUUCAGUUUAGUUCUUUUGAUCAUGAUAAGAGAGCGGUAAAUAUGAGAAAGAAAGAUAUAAGUCAGAGGAAAGAGUGUUACUUAACUAAAAAUCAAGCAUUCAAUGAUCUUUUAGACACCAGUGGUUUUUCAGUUAGAACAUUUUUUAUGAGGUCUAUGGAGGGCAUGGCACUUUUUGUUCUUCUUAUAGUUCUAUCAAUGGUUAUAUUUUUUAAUAUGGGUGUUGAUGAUAGUGAAUUUGUUCAACACCUUUCUUAUUUGGUAUUUCCUGUUGUCAUAUGGGCAUCAUUCCGCUUCAAUCGUGUGGGCUUGCCUCUAGCUGUGGUGGUUGUUACUGUAAUUGCAAGUGCAGGAACUGCAAAACAUCAUGGUCCCUUAUAUCGACCCAAUUAUGAUCAUGCAUUAUUGCAGGUGCAAAUGUUUGUUUGUGUGGUGGCAAUGGUAGCAAUUACAUUGGCGGCUAUUGUUCAUGACCGCAAGGAAAUGGAGCAAGAAUUAAGCAGCAUGAACAGCACUCUUGAACUUCAGGUCUGGGAAAGAACAAAAGAGCUUGAACAAGCCAACCAGGAAUUGCAAAAGUCACAAGCAGCUGCAGAAGAAGCUAACCUAGCUAAGUCAGAAUUCCUAGCAAAUAUGAGUCAUGAAAUAAGAACUCCCAUUCAUGGUAUUAUAGGAAUGGCCUCAUUGGCACUGGAUACUCACCUGACAGAGGAGCAACGAGAACAUCUUUUAACUGUAUCAGAGUCUGCAGAUUGCCUCCUCCAUAUUGUGAACGCAAUUCUUGAUCUAGCCAAGAUAGAAGCAGGUCGACUUGAACUUGAACAUGUACCUUUCAAAUUGUCAGAUGUUAUUGGUUCAACAAUAAAAAUGCUUCAGGUGCGUUCAAAACAGAAGCAGUUAGAGUUAUCUUGGGACAUUGCUGUUGAUGUGCCAGACAACCUUGUUGGUGAUCCAAGCAGGCUUCAGCAAUGCAUUCUCAAUUUGGUUGGAAAUGCAAUCAAAUUCACUCAUGAAGGGUUUGUUUUUCUGUCUGCCAAACUUUAUUCUGGAGAUACUUUAGAGUUCUCAAAUGGACAAGGUACUAUGUCUAGUGGUGCCAACCAAUGGAAAAAGUCUUCAUUAGAAGAUUCAAGGGGAGGGGUACACCGCAGCAGCUUCUCUUUCAAAAGUUCAAUAGGAUCAGGCAUAACCAGUGAAUUUCUUGUGCAUGAGGAUAAUUUUAUAGAUGAAACUCUUGGAAAGUUCAGUGCUGAUAAAUGUACAAGUAUAAGGAGGCACUCCUUUGAUUUACCUCGAUUAUCGUCAGCCUCUAUUGCACUUGGUUCAAAGACAGCAAGAAAAAUAGAGAUUGAUCCUGUAGGAGACUACAACAGGGUUCAAGAUGAAAAAGUUGACCUGAUUUUCCGUGUAAUUGAUACCGGCAUUGGCAUCUCUAAAGAAAAACAGAAAGAGGUUUUUAAAGCAUUCUCGCAAGCUGAUGGUUCAACAACAAGGCUCUAUGGGGGAACGGGUUUGGGAUUGAGUAUAGUAGAAAGGUUAGUGGGAAUGAUGGGUGGCCGUAUCUGGCUGGAAAGUGAACCUGGCAAGGGAAGUACCUUCUCUUUCAUAGCUCGAUUUGAUAGAGGGGUAGAAAUAUCAAGCAGUAAGACUGAUUGUAGAAGUGGAUUUUGCAUGACAGAAAAUGAAGCAGAUGCAGUUUCCCUCCACGAGGAGUGCGACUCUCAGAAUGUUUUCUAUGGUAUGAAGAAGAUGUAUGUUGGAAAUCAAUGUACAAUAUCCAAUGAGCCCUUACGCAUUGCACAUUCUUCAUAUAGCAAUGGUACCAUCCAGAGCUUAGAAGAAAACAGAGAGCUUUCAAGCAAAUCUUCAUCAGUUCUCAGUAAAGUUGAAUGUGAGAUUACCAAGGCCAAAGACAUGGAGAACCAUGACAUGUCUAAAUAUAAGGGGGAUUCAUUAAUAAAUGGUGUUUCAUAUGCAAGAAGGAAACAUGAAGAUUCAGUGGCUUCUAGCGUGCCCAGUUUUGGUAAUGAAUCUCUUUUCAAAGGGCUGAAAGUUUUGCUUGCAGAGGAUAAUUUGGUAAACCAAAAAGUUGCAUGUCAACAACUAAAAAAAUUUGGUGCAGAAGUGGAUGUUGUUGGUGAUGGCCAGCAAUGCAUUAAUGCUCUUCGAAUAGAUAGGGAAAAUUAUGACUUAAUCCUUAUGGAUGUUCAGAUGCCAGUAUUGGAUGGAUUGCAAGCGACAAAACUUAUCAGAGAAAAUGAAAAAGAGCUUGGUUGCCCACACAAACCUAUCAUAGGACUUACUGCCCAUGCUAUCCAGGGUUACAAGGACAAGUGCAUUGAAGCAGGAAUGGAUGCCUAUACAUGCAAACCUUUCCAUAUUAAGCAACUUAUUGAAGUAAUCCAGAGAGUGAUGGAACAUUAAACAGGAGGGAAACUGCUGGAGGUGAGGAAGAAAUCUCGUUGCCUGCUUGAAAUAAUUUAAGAGAAUGUUCAUUCAAAUAGUAAUUUCCAGGAAACUAAUCAAUCGUAGGCCUCUUAGUGAGGAAAAUGCAGUGACUCCUAUUUUUAUGAGUUGAUUUUUACCAUAUAGCCUUAUUUGUAUGGCAUUCUUCUUGUAGCAUUUUUUUCUCUCUAGAGGACAACUGAAGGUAUAAAUUAUUUUUGCAGAGAUCAUGAUAACUUAAAGAGAGCUGUCUUAAUUAUCUUUUCACCCGAAGCAAUUUCAGUUUUUUUUUGUAAAAUUUUGGUUCCUCUGCAAUGUGUAAGAUUGCCAUUGCCAAAGAUUGAAUCUGUAGCAUUGCUUAAGAUCUAUAUCCAGUUCACGGUUACAAAAUUCAAAUUCUGUUUUAGUUCUAUACAUUUAACUUCCAUCAACAAAAGGUUUUGGUUCUA